This is a messenger RNA of Penicillium verrucosum, 3261 nucleotides long. RefSeq names its product putative SNF2 family helicase/ATPase. Gene Ontology annotation, cellular component: cytoplasm. Gene Ontology annotation, molecular function: ATP-dependent chromatin remodeler activity; ATP binding. Lineage: Eukaryota; Fungi; Ascomycota; Eurotiomycetes; Eurotiales; Aspergillaceae. The coding region runs from base 1 to 3261 and encodes 1086 amino acids. The record is from RefSeq and is a predicted model, not a curated record. The transcript has 4 exons.
AUGGCUAGAGAAAGCACCGCGCCAAUGGAGCCCCUCACCCCAGGAGGAAAGCCCAACACUCAGCCUCACCCCGCACAUGUCCAAGAACCUGAAUUCGGAAAACCCUCGCCGAUCGGCCCCCACAACACAGAUCAAACCACCUUUUCAACAUUCCAAAGCCAAAUCAAUCCCGUGCCGAACAUCAUCGACCCGCCCCUCGACCGCAGCCACAACAGCAGCCACAAUCGCGCCACCAAGGACAAUCAAGCGCUACGCCUCACGCUCAUCGCCAACCGGGCACGUCGGCCGGUGGCACCAUCAGCCUACAACAACCCCCGCGGAGGAUUUCAACACGGUGCAGUGAGUAUCAAGCGGCCUGAAAAUGUCACCUGGACAACUCCGCGGGCCCCUAGGCCUAUCUACCAAUCCAAGCCUGUUCCGCCGAAGGUCGGAGGCGCGUCGAAGAACUUACAGAAGUUCAUUGAUCUAACCCGUGACGACACUGAUCCUGUUCCAAGAGCCUCAGCCCAUGCGCCGCCGAGCUUCGGCGCAAUGGAUAUGAAUGGCUACGUUGACACGGCUAUGGCAAACGAGAACAUCAAGGCUUUGCUUGAAGGUGCAUUCGAGGAGGAGGAGGACAAGGCGGAGUCGAAACCUAAGAGCAAGAAGAAGAAGGGCGGAAAGAAAUCCAAGAAGACGUCACAGAAGAAGCAGAAAGAUGAAGUCGUCGUGGACAAGAAGAAGGAACAAGCAGUUGACGACCUUGAUGAUCUUGCUGCUCAACUUCAAGGGGUCACGGUCAACGACCCAAAGGAUAGCGAGGCUAGGUCUGAAGACGAUUCAUCUGCCAAGGUUGAGCAAGACGAUGAAGUUGCCAAGCUGGAUGAAGAAGACGAGGCAGAGGAGGAAGAAGAAGAGGAGGAGGAGGAGGAGGAGGAGGACGAUGAAGAUAAUGGGGUCAUCGAAGGCUUAAAAGUUACCCUUCUUCCCCAUCAAAUUGACGGUGUCAGAUGGAUGAGUGAUAAAGAGACGGGCCGAAAGACGUCGAAAGGAAUUUUCCCCAAAGGCGGAAUCCUUGCAGAUGAUAUGGCGAAAACACCGAAUCCGAGGGCAAGACGACCAAACUGCCCCCCGAACUGCAUCGCCUCCACUUUGGUCAUUGCGCCCCUUGCACUCAUCAAGCAAUGGGAGGCGGAAAUCAAGGACAAGGUUGAGCCAUCUCACAAGCUGCGUGUUUGCAUCUAUCACGGUACAACACGCGCAAAGACCUCGACGACGUUGGACAAAUACGAUGUUGUGAUCACAACGUAUGGAACCCUUACCUCCGAGUUCAACUCAUCAGCAUCAGACAAGGCCAAAAAGGCGGGGAUUUUCGCUGUUCAUUGGUACCGUGUCAUUCUUGACGAGGCGCACACAAUCAAGAAUCGUAACGCCAAAGCCACACAGUCAGCAUAUGCAUUGGAUGCUCAAUACCGCUGGUGCUUGACAGGAACGCCAUUGCAAAACAACCUGGAUGAGCUGCAGAGUCUGAUCAAAUUCCUUCGAGUGAAGCCCUAUGACGAUUUGGCUGCAUGGAGAGAUCAAAUCAGUCGGCCUUUGAACAAUGGCCGUGGAGGUCUCGCAAUUCAGCGACUGCAGGUCUAUCUGAAGGCCUUCAUGAAACGGCGCACGAAGGAUGUCCUCAGACUGAACGACAAUGUAAAGCCUGGUGAAGAAGGAGAAGAUGGCAAGCCAAAGAAGUCUUCUAAUGGAUUCCACAUCACCAAGCGUGAGGUCAUUAAGGUGGCUCCCGAAUUCAUGCCUGGGGAGUUAAACUUCUACAAACGUCUCGAACAGCGGACGGACAAUAGUCUUGAGAAAAUGAUGGGUGGUGCCAAGGUCGAUUAUGCUGGAGCUUUAGUUUUGCUGUUGCGUCUUCGCCAGUCUUGUAACCACCCAGACUUGGUCAAGGGCGAUUUGGCCAAGGACAAGGACAUUCUCUUGCAGAAUGGCAGCACGAACAGCCAGUCAUCACAGUCAAAGCCGGAUGAUCUUGACAGCAUUGCCGAUCUUUUUGGGGCAAUGAGCGUUGUCGCAAAGAAAUGCGAUGUUUGUCAAACGGACCUAAGUCAAAACGAGAUCAAGGACGGUGGUAGUCGAUGCGGCGAAUGUGAAGCCGACCUGAAUACCAAUGUUAUGGGCACAGAUAAAAAGAAGAAAAAGAAGUCGAAGAAGAGCCACAAGGAGCUUGAUGUUCCGGACUCCCCAUCAGCCCGCAAAUCCGAAGCGCAAAUCGUUCGUUCUCGCAAAAAUCGACGAGUCAUUAUUGACAGUGACGACGAAGAUGAAGAAGGCGAUUGGGUUGUACCUGAUGACCAGCGCAAGAUGCCCAAUCUCGGUAAAGCAGGUGGUUCAGACGAUGAAAAUGCCGAAGGAGGUGGUGAAUGGCUCGUUUCGGACGAUGAAACCGAUGAUGAGAUUGAAUCGCCCUCCAGAAGGAAGAGCAAACCCAUCGUUCUGAGCGAUUCCGAGGAUGAAAGCGAUUCAGAUGCGGACGACAUCUACAACGACGAAGGAGAAAACGGAGAGCUUCCAUCCACCAAGAUUCGCCAUCUUAUGCGGAUUCUCAAUCGCGAGGCACCGGACUUCAAGUUCAUUGUGUUCUCCGUCUUUACAUCUAUGCUUGACAAGAUCGAACCCUUCUUGAAGAGUGCCAAUAUUGGCUUCGCCCGCUACGACGGUGGAAUGACAAAUAACCACCGCGAGGCCAGUCUCGAAAAGCUCCGAAACAACAGUGGCACUCGUGUAUUACUCUGCAGUCUGCGUGCCGGUGCAUUGGGUCUCAAUCUGACAGCCGCUAGCCGCGUCGUCAUCUUGGAACCCUUCUGGAAUCCCUUUGUGGAGGAGCAAGCCAUUGAUCGCGUGCAUCGCCUGAAUCAAACCGUUGACGUCAAAAUCUACAAGAUGGUCAUCAAGGGUACCGUGGAAGAACGCAUUGUUGCCCUGCAGGACCGCAAACGUGAACUGGCCAAUGCCACUAUCGAGGGCAAGACUGGCGCUGGCAAGCUCACCAUGCGCGACAUGAUGGCGCUCUUUGGUCGUGAUGCAGAAUCGCGAUUCACGGAUAACCAGAGCACCCUGGACUUCAAUCAGCCUACUCGUCUGCUGAAUACCGGGGAUGAGACUGAGCCUGUUAAUUCCUCCUCGCAGGAAGCAACACAGUCUGCCCCACGCAACCGGGGAAAUGAGGGCCAGGCUAAUCGGCCACGGAAUGAAGACUCAGUUUACGGUCGACGCUGGUAA